Molecule: messenger RNA, 405 nt
Organism: Naumovozyma dairenensis CBS 421
Lineage: Eukaryota; Fungi; Ascomycota; Saccharomycetes; Saccharomycetales; Saccharomycetaceae
Gene: RIM1
Product: Rim1p
Exons: 2
Coding region: 1-405 (134 amino acids)
Biological process (GO): DNA replication
Molecular function (GO): single-stranded DNA binding
Source: RefSeq, a predicted model, not a curated record
AUGUUCUUACGUACACAAACACGUCUUUUCCAUGCUACAGCCAAGAAGAUGGAUUUCUCCAAGAUGUCCAUCGUUGGACGUAUCGGUAGUGAAUUUACAGAAUAUACAAGUGCCAAAGAUCGCAAAUAUUUGAAAUAUAGUAUUGCUUCCCAACCAAGAAGAGAUGGACCAACUAAUUGGUAUAAUGUCACUGUUUUUAAUGAACCACAAAUGAAUUUCUUGACUCAAUAUGUGAGAAAGGGUGCUUUGGUUUAUGUUGAAGCUGAUGCAGCAAAUUAUAUUUUUGAAAGAGAAGAUGGUUCCAAAGGUACCACUUUAAGUUUAGUUCAAAAGGAUAUCAACUUAUUGAGAAACGGUAAGCCAGAAGAAUCCGUAGCAACUGAAACUGAAGAAGGAUCCGCUUGA